Wyeomyia smithii (pitcher-plant mosquito) is the source of this 336-nucleotide messenger RNA. RefSeq lists its product as uncharacterized. The record is from RefSeq and is a predicted model, not a curated record. The transcript has a single exon. Bases 1 to 336 code for a protein of 111 amino acids. NCBI's taxonomy places the organism in Eukaryota, Metazoa, Arthropoda, Insecta, Diptera, Culicidae.
AUGGACGACGUUUUGACCGGGGCUGAUGAUGAGGAAACAGCAUUGAAUUUAAGAAUGCAGUUAGAGGAAAUGCUGCAGAAAGGUGGAUUCCGAUUGAGGAAAUGGGCGUCAAAUUGUCCCUCAGCCUUGCAAGCCAUGUCAGAGGACAAUCUAGCACUGAUAAAAACUGAAGGAUACCAAAUAGAUCCCGAUCCAGCAGUGAGAACAUUAGGGCUCAUCUGGCAUCCAAACACGGACGUUUUGAAAUUUCGGUUCAAGAUACCCGAUCUAAUUGAAGGCGAAACAUUGACUAAACGAAAGGUCCUAUCGAUCCACUUUUUGAUCCGCUUGGCAUGA